Linum trigynum is the source of this 3359-nucleotide messenger RNA. Lineage: Eukaryota; Viridiplantae; Streptophyta; Magnoliopsida; Malpighiales; Linaceae. The record is from the annotation of a GenBank genome assembly.
CUCAGUGGAAUCUUAAGUGGGGGGGGGGGGGGGGGGGGGGGGGGGAUUUUCUGCCCAAUGAUUUGAGAUUGAUGAAUGUUUCCACGUAUGGAGCAUGUCUUUGAUGUUUUGCAGGAUGAUUGAUGCAAGUCAUGAGUACAUUCAUCACUUGGUGAAGCAUGAGAAAUACGACACCAUAUUCAAGCAAUGGCGGUACAGUGAGGCAGGACCUCACUAGUGUUGGACUUGGAAAUGUUCACCAUGUUCACCAUGUUCAGGUGCUGGACAGCGAUGUCUGGGGUUCUCUUUCAUCCCCAGUAGCGACACCUCAUGCGGUUAACGAGCUCAUCUACCGCGAGCUCUGUGUGGAGUUCUACUCCACCUUAUCCCAUGUGAUCCCGUCGAGCAAGCGCAAAGGGCCGUAUGUGGAGUUUAUGCUGGGAGGUCAUCAUCAUGUCCUGACCUAUGAUAGGUUCACCCAGGCCAUGAGGCUCCACCCCACACACAUGACCAUGACGGAGAGGCAAUAGACAGCUAACUUCCGCUACGACUAGGCCUUCCACACCAUGUGCCUUCCGACGCACCAGAACAUAGAGUUCAAGGGCUCAAACACCAAUGCAGUCAAGCUCCGGAUGCCAUUGAGGAUCCUGCACACACUGCUCAUGAAUUCGAUCAUCCCUAGCCUGCGAUCGGGGCACAUGAUCACCAACAGAGGGUUGAUAGCCCUCCAUACCCUGAGCCGUCCAGCAGAGCCACACCAUAUGGGAUCACUGGUGGCCACCACAUUCGCUAGAUGCCUGGGGCAUGAUCGAGCGGAUAUGAUGCACUUGGAGGGAUUCAUCACGAGGCAGGCCUAACACUUCGGGGUUGAUCUAACGGGAUGCUCCACCAUCUGUCGAGCCGAGUCAUUCCCCGUGGAGAUGCUUUACAACAAGAAGCUCGGUGACUCGCAUGAAACUACACCGCAAAUUAAUCCCGACUAGAGUCCAAGUUUUUAAACUCUAGCCGGGUGCAGUAUAGAGCAACUAUUUAAAUAUCAACCCGGGCCGGUCCAUGUACCCCUACUUCAAUCACUUAGGUUGUUAUCUAGCAUACAACUUUAGGGUUUAGGUCUAAUGGAACUACAAAUUAAACAAGCAAAGAAAAGUAAAUAAAGGAAAAUUCUAACUAAGGGAGCUUCACCCGGAAGUUGCUUCCCCCUAACAAGCUACUGUGACUCGUUGGAUUGAAACGAUUGCUAUGGGCCAGGUAACCGCGAACCGCAGAGGGAUGCAUAUAUGGUCCUAGACCACAAUCUCAAUUGCUAAACUGAGGUAAGCAUUAAAGGCCGAGUCACUCGACCCUCUCGGUUUAGGCAAUCGGUAGUUGAUUUACUCCAUCACUCAACUCAAAGGUCAGACGGCUUAAUCACGAUUAACCAAUUUGCUUAUUUCAACUUUGACGGUUGCCCUAAAUUAAUCUAGUUAGGUGGCUUAAAAAGCGGAAGGAAAACCAACUCGAUUGGGUCUUCCUUGGAAGGUGGAUUUUCCUCUCUAAGCUAGGUUAAGGUGACUAAUUAGAUUGCUAGCACCAACAUGCACAAACCUAAGGGUGCGAAGCACAAUUAUGCACAAUCCUUAGGUUGCUAAGCACCAAAAUGCACAAACCUAAGGAUGCUAAGCACAAAACAUGCACAACUCCUAGGUUGCUAAGCACAAGCAUGCACAAGCAUGCACAAUCAUGAUGAAUAAUACCUCAAUCAUUGAAUUAAGCAAUACCCAAUGACAAUCAUUCAAUCUAAACAAGUAAUUACAAAGUAUUAGUUAGGGAUCUACAACACCCAAGAGAAAAGAGUGAGUUUCUAGAGAGAGAGAGAGAGAGAGAGAGAGAGAGAGAGAGGGAUUACAAAUUUGAGCUCAAGAUCAUCUUCUUUUUCUCCUUCUUCUAGGCUUGAAUCUUCCACCCAAGCCUCCAAUGAUGCUCCAAGAUCACUCUAGCACUCUCUCUCUCUCUCUCUCUCUCUCACUAAAACUCCCCCUUGGUGUUUAGGUUGAAACCCUAGAGAAAGAAAGUGUUUCUUCUCCAAAAACCAGCUCUCUCCUUCUCUCUCCCCGCUGUUGUCUUCAUAUUUUCCUAAGAGUGAUCAGUUCACGGACGCGUUUGCCAGUUCACGGUCAUGAAUACCUAAACGUGUCUGUGAACUCAGCACCGUCCAAUACGCACUGCUUCACUAUCCUGGGUUCACAGUCAAUGGCCACAGUUCACGGUCUUAGAGACUGUGAACUGCCUUGUCGUCAGUAACUUUAGGAGCCUCGCUAGAAGCCUCGGUAUUCACGGUUUGUGGUUGAAGUUCACGGUCUUAGGAGACCGUGAAUUGCCGCAUCCUGCGGCUGUUUCCUGGGACGCCUUCACUUCACUAUUACGACUUUGGAAUUUUCUUUGAUUUUUGCGCUUUUUGACCUCCAAAUAUCCCAAAACUCGUCCUCGACCCUUCCACACCUGCUAGUACCUGAAAUGUAUCAAGACAAGCACACCUAGCUUGAAAUAUGUCGAGGAACGUGAAAUACUAAGCUAAAGAAUAAUAAAUGAAGGGUAAAAUGUGUACAUUUGGGCGCGAAUCACUCCCCCACACUUAGACGUGUGCUUGUCCCCAAGCAAACCAAGUACAAUACAAGGUAAGCUUACAACUUCUUUUUCAACACAUUUUUUGAGGCAUAUCAUAGGGAACAAAACGAAUGAAUCACAAUGGUUAUUUGACACCGACCUAUGGACAAAAACAAAGUAAUCUUGGCAACCACCACAAACGACAUUCAACCGUAUUAAGAUUGUGCAAAAGAAGAGUUCUCACAUUAUUCAUCAACCAACACACAACAUGCCUUGCCUUCUCACCAAUCACAGUUACUCAUGCAUGAAGAUGACAUCAUAAGAACGAACAAUCGAGCAACCUAGGUCCUCACCGGGGUAAAAGAAAUGAACAAAACAUGAUGAAGAAUUACUCACUCUCGACCAAUGGGGUCAGGACCAUUUGAUGCAAAAGAUGUGCAUAUUCACGCUCAAUCCUAACGUCCCUUUAUCAUGACGAUAACCUCUAAAUGUUAGAGUUCACAAGAUGGAUGUUGUUGCUAGCUUGUCCGGAGGUCUUAGACACAGGUUCAAAUGACUGGAUAGGGUCUAGGACACGGGGAAAAGGCUUUUUGGGUGGUGGCAAACAAAACAUGAGGUUCCACAUCUUCAACGUAAGACACAAGGUUCUAUGGUUUCGACUAGAACCUUCCCUACAAACAACGACCACUAGCAUCGGCCAAAAACCGCACUUCCCACUAUUCCAAACCACAACCAAUCACCAAACCAUAUCAUGCAUACUUUCUUGCUACAUUUGCUAAUCAAUUUUAAGCACAAGA